GAAGUCAUAAUCCCAAGAGAUAAAAAUCCGGGUCAAGAAAAAAUGAUGGCAUGGGAUGUAAAGCAGACCAGAUUGUUUUUUAAGUGGGAAGGGGGCCUCAUGCUUACAACAUGGUGAGAGACAAAAAGAUGUGUGGUGAAAAAUAUUACCUCGGGAGUCAGCUGGAAUAUCUACUCAACUCUUCGAACCUGUAUAAAGUUAGAGUAAUACUUUUUAAUGGGUGUUGUACAUGGCUUGGAUGUGUAGAAUCGAUUGCUGGUGAUUUGCAUGAAUUCAUGUGUCUACAAGGGGUCCAGCAUAUAGAUGCAGUUACUGUAAAUCGUCUAAGUUAACUAUUUGUCUAUGAUAGGAUCUGGUUGGUACAGACAUCAUUCAUUCUGCAGAAGAAGUCUUGUGACUAUCUCCACAUGGGCAGUGUGAGGAGCAAUCUUCAGAAGUUCCCCUAUCUCAAAACCUAGGAUUCACCCAGCACCAGAGACAAGAUCUCACUAGUAAUCCGACCUGGCCUUGAACUGCCUGAAGCUUCCCGAGUUCUGGAAUUAUAGGUGGCGACUGAAAAAUUUUGACCCGUGGCCCGCACGAGCUAUAUAUACCUCGUUGAGUUGAAACAGCUGGGGCAGACUUGUUUACACGUUGGAAAGCACUUUCUCCAUACACCUGCUCUGUUUUCUCAGAGACCAGGAAGCGGUCUCCAGGGAGAGCCUCAACUCAAUGGCAGGAGGAAAAGAGAUUUGCACGGUUCAGUAAACUGAACAAGUUCUAGCACAGUCAAAUUCCGACGCGAUGCUGAACGUAGUGGCUAUUUAAUCGGUGGUCUGAGUUGACCCGCAUUGGACUGGGGUUCACAACAUCGCGUUGGGAGUUCUCAGGCCCCGUGUCCGAAUUUUGAACGUUCACUCCCACGCAGAGGUCUCAGAACUCCGGAAGAUAACUUAGGCACAGACACUGUGGCGCCACUGGGCAGAUCUGCCAAAUUUUAAGUCAUGCUCCCUGCAGUGCCUUUAGCUAGGUUCAAAAAGAAAAGAGGCACCCACGAAAUGAACGUUCAGCAAGCGGCUCCCUUCGGCCAGUGCUUUCUUUGCACCUGCACGUCUCCAGGAUGGCACGGAACAGAGUGCAAACCCGUCGGCAGGGUUCAGCGGGGGAGCAAGGGGGGUGGGGGGAUGCUAAGAGGAGAAAAAGCUCCCAGCUUGCAGAACCAGCUCUCCCCUCACAGGCGCAUCCCGGAGGAAAAGCUGGGCGUCUCGGGGCACCCAGCCGUGCACGCAAACUCUGUGCGCCCGCCCACCGAGCCGGCGAGCGAGCGCACGCGCGCGCGCUCAGGCCCCGCCCGCCCGCCGGCCGCGGGAAAACCCGGCCGCGGAGCUGGCGCGGGCCCGGCAGCGCCAGCGCGUCGUCGCACGCCCGCCGUUGUUGUGGUAGCGCCGGCCACGUGACCGCCCGACCGCCUCUCCGGCGCGCCGUGCCGCCUCACCGUGACUCAGCACUCUGCGCGGGCUGCUCGCCCUCCGGGUCUGGUCCCGAGCGGAGGCUGUCGCGUACCCACAGGAAGGUCGUUGUCGUAGCAGCCGUUUCAGAGACGCAAGUCCGGACCGCGCGUCGGUCUUCGGGCGUCACGCGAUUACGUUUCCUCGUUGGCGGCUUUGCUGAGAUCCUGGGAGGGGAGCGGAGGCGCUGUGCCCUGGGGACUCGAGCUCCCCUGGGUCUGAGCCGGUGCCUAAUGGCCUCCAGCGGGUUUUAAUAAACUGCCCUGGGCUGCGUCUGCCUUAUGCCACACACUUCAGUUUUAGGGGAAGCCAGAGAGUGGACCUAUUUACAGAGUUUUAUCAGUGAGGCCAUUGAGACCCAAAAUUAGGGACCUCUCCCUUCUCAUCUGCUAUAAGUGAGUCUGAAGGUUAGGUUUCCCCUUCAUCCUAAACCUUCUCUGUUGCCAGUACUACUAAAAGAGUUGAGGACGUGUAAAUAUUUUUGCACUGUGUAGUAUUUGAGCUCUUGCCGUUGAGAUGUGCCAACAUUUAAAUGAAAAUGCAAAGCUCUUGUGAGUGAUGUGUUUUGUUGUUCGAGAUAGGGUUUCAAGUGGCCCAGGCUGGCCCCAGAUUUACUGAGAGCAAACAUAGGCUUGACCUCCAGAUCCUCCUGCCUCUACCUCUCAUCUGCUGACAUCACACACCCUGCCUCUUUCUUUAGUUUAUUUAGACUUUUGAAAAGUAGAAGUGGGCUUGUCUUCGUGUAGUUGGGAAGAUUAGUAAGUGAUGAAGACCCGUAGGAAACUGGAGGAGAUGUAAGAGCAAGACAUGAUGCAGGCUCUCCCAGGACAUGGUGGGUGGGUUGCUGGACACGUAGGCGAACUCCCCGUACCUUGUAGAAUCAUUUUCUACCUAAUGAGAUACAGGGGAAGAAGAUAUGGGUGCCAAGUUGAUGGGCUGGGACACGAAGGGCUAAAUCUGCACCUACCAGACUUAAGUCUUUCUUACAAACAUGGUUAAAAAAAUAACCUUUAACUGGGAAAAUUCCCAACACCAUGAAAGCAGAUAUAAUGGAGUACACAUCCAUUCUCUAUUAUUGGUAUCACUAUAUGGCUAGUCCUGUAGCUUAGUGUUGGUGUCUCCUGUCUGUCUGUCUGUCUAUCUAUCUAUCUAUCUAUCUAUCUAUCUAUCUAUC
This is a messenger RNA of Alexandromys fortis (reed vole), 2661 nucleotides long. RefSeq lists its product as uncharacterized. The transcript is spliced from 3 exons. The coding region runs from base 1100 to 1741 and encodes 213 amino acids. NCBI's taxonomy places the organism in Eukaryota, Metazoa, Chordata, Mammalia, Rodentia, Cricetidae. The record is from RefSeq and is a predicted model, not a curated record.